AUGACAAAUUUUGAACAUGGCCUGAAGAUUUUUACUACACUUUGUGUUUCGUAUUCAUUGGUUAAAGGUACGUACCAUAAUUUACCCUACCCUAUCCUACCUUACCCUCCCUAUUCUACCUUAAGAUCUAUAUAAACCACCAUUUCAGUGUUGGCAUUUGCCGAAAUCUCAACACAACUAAAAUACGUUGGUAUCUGGUUAAACGUGUCAUCAAAUAUACUUAUUUCACUUUUUCUACCUCGUCUAUAUACGUGUAUAUCUAAACAAGCCGCUCAAAAUGUCAAUUCAUAUCAACGAAUGGGAAACGAUGACGUCACCAUUAUCGAACAUGGUCAACAUAAUGGUAUUACUACCUUUAACAACAGUAAUAAUAACGGUAUUACUAGCUCAAAUGGCCAACGUAACCCUACAAACGGUGCUUUGGGCACUGAUAAUAAUACUACUGAUAGUAGGAGCGGUACUAAUGGUAAUAAUACUACUAUCAACAGUAGUAAUACUAAUGAUAACUCUAAUAGUACAAGUACUAACACUAAUGUCAACAGUACUAAUGACUCUAAUAGUACAAAUGAUACAGAUAGUACAAGAACCUCAACUGGAGAUCAUAUUAGAAACCUGCUACAAUACUGUAGACUUCAUAUGGCCUGGUUCGGCGUUGGCUUCGUAUUUUUGAUCGUAUAUUCGGCCGGUAAGUAGGAAAUGCCAUAACUUUUUAAAAUAAUUUUGUAGACUUCUCUAUACCAAUUUGCCAAGAAUUUAGCCAACGCACCUACCUACUCCUAAGUGCCGCUUUUACUAUGUUAAUCCAUGACAAUAACUUUUCAGCCCGAGUAUUUAUCCCCUACUAUGUUGGUCAAGUUUUAGCCGACAUAAUGGCUGAAGCUCAUCAAAAAGAAUCAAAUUUCGUCAACGACAUCUUAAUGUUGUGCGUUUUAACAGUCAUUAGCACUGUCUUUGCUGGCUUGAGAGGUGGAACCUUUACACAAGCGACAGCAUUAAUUAACCGGUCGAUGAGAAGAGAUUUGUUCUCGUCGUUGGUCAAACAAGAAAUCGCUUUCUUUGAUAGUAAUCAGACUGGUGAGUAGUUGAAUAUAAAAGUCAUUAAUACUAUUGCAUUAAUACUAUUAUAGGGUUUGGCCGUAUUUUACUUUAUCUUUGCCUCACAUGCCCUACCUUACUUUGUACUUCCCUAGAGUGCCCUAACUUGCCUUAUCCUGCCCUAUCCUACCUCUUCCUACUCUACCCUACCAUACGCGACCUUACCCUUCCAGUUCUUUAUGAAGGCUUACAGUAUUAUGUACACGCUUCCAGUACCCUAUUCUUGCUUACAGUAGCCUUAUAACUAUUUACAGUAUCAAAAAACCCUACAGUAAUCAAAAAUUUAACAAAACUUUAGGAGCAAUAACAUCCAGACUGACAACCGACUGCCAAACUGUAGCAUCAAGUGUCUCCACAAAUGUCAACGUAUUCCUCCGUAACUCAGUAAUGUUGAUCGGUAGUCUUAUCUUCAUGUUCCAAUUAUCAUGGAAGCUCACCAUGAUCACUUUCAUCGCAGUACCACCACUAAUGUUAUUCAGUAAAUAUUAUGGCAGUUAUUAUGAAACGUUAAGCGAAAAGACGCAAAAUACAAUGGCAGAUGCAAACAGAAUGGCAGAAGAAGUUAUUGGAUCAAUGAGAACUGUGAGAGCUUUUGCUUGCGAAGAACAGGUAGGGUUUUGUUUAUAGUAAGUCCUGCUGAAGUUUGAAUUUACUCUAGCCUAGCUUUAAAAACUGUAGACUUGCCUUAAAACUUGUCUCUUUAGCUCUAGCAACAAAGAACAUUUAAUACCUAAAUAUACCUAAAAAUACAACUUUUAAAAAAAAAUCGGUUCCGAUACGACUUAAAGUAUGGUUAGGGCAGUAUUACUUCUUUUUUAACUGGUUUUUCGCCUAGAAAUAAAAAAAAACAACAAAAACAUACCAAAUAAUGUAGACUGCAUCGAAAACUGUGCAUCAGAACCAUCAAACUAUAUAUUAUCCAUCAUUCUCCACAAAAACUUACCUAAACAACAGUUAUGAGAAGUUUUAACUUUAAAUUUAUGUUCAUUCAUUUUAUUAGCUUCUUCUCCUUCUAAAGAUACCUAAAAAUCAAAGAAAACAAUAACAACAUACCCAAUAUAUCCCAUAAACCAAAAUUCGUUCGUCAGAUUUGCCGAAAUUUACAUUAUCCAUGAAUUGCCGCUAAAAACUAGACGAAUAUUCUUCGAUAUCGCGAGAAAAAGUUAAAGCAAGAUAAAAUAUUUAAGGUAAAUGAUUUUUUGAUUAUUGACAACAAUAAUAUGUUACAAUAAAGUUGGUAAAAAGGUAAUACUUGGCAAAUAACACUUCAAAGCGUUCUCACACUGAUUCGUCCUCGUUUUCAAGAAAAAUAAUCAAUUGUGGAGUUCCGCAACAUUUAGAUAUUUUAAUAUUUUGACGGAAAAUGGUUUUCAAAUGUCCUAGUUGUGGGAAUUAACUGAUCUUGCUUUAUUUUUAAAACUAUUUUAUAAUAAUAUUAAAAUUUCAUUCAGAUCAAUGUAAGGCCCAACUUUUCGAUAUAUUUUUAAAAUUUCAACUAUUUUCAGGAAAGCGACCGCUACCUGUCCAAACUCAACAAUACCUUACACUACAAUCGCAAGAAGGCCGUCGCUUACAUGGGUUAUGUCUGGGUCAACGAGCUGAGCGAAAACGUGGUCCUAAUCGCCGUGCUGAUCUAUGCUGGGCGAUUGGCGAUCAAAGGCGAGCUUGAUGCAGCUUCUGCCACUUCUUUUCUGUUCUAUCAGAUGCAGCUGAGUGAGAACUUUACUGGACUGAAUUACGUAUUCUCUGGAUUGAUGGAAUCUGUUGGGGCGUCGAGAAAGGUGUUGGAGUAUAUUCAUCGAGAGCCGGAGAUCAAGAACGAUGGUAACUUUAUGGGUAAUGGAGAUGUGGAAGGGUGUAUUGAGGUGGACAAAGUGGAAUUCGCGUAUCCUAGUCGGCCUAACAACAAUGUUUUGAAGGUAGGUUUAAAAUUUUUUUUGAGUUGCUACAAUCGACCGGUAAAGUUAGUCCGGGGACUUUUGGCGCACCCUGCAUAGGGUUUUUUUAGAAUAGCAGAUUAUAUUACGGUAGAUCAGAAGAUUUUUUUUAACUUUUAAAUAAACCUUUAUUAAUCGAAGUUAUACAUUUAAAUAUGACAUUUUCUUUUCUCCACCAUAUUCAAAUACGGAUUACUACCAACAGUAGAAUCUUUUCUAACUUUCUCCUCAAACGGUACCAUUCUAUGGUACAUUUUACCCCAACAACCAAACACAAUCAAAAUUACAAUGAUUUCCAUACACCAAACUGGUCUAGGACCCCAGUUCGUAUACAAAGUACUGGCUAAAACAGGUCCAGUUAGUCUUGCUAGUCCACUACAACCUUGUAGUACACCUUGUUCGGUGCCUUGUCUUCUUGGCCCUAAAAUACGAGAAAAUAGAGUGUUCAUGGUAAUUGUAAGGAUUGGGAAGGCUAGGCCAAUAACUAUGGCAUAUGAUAGGUAAUAUAUGUAGAAGUUGACUGAGUUCAAGCUGGUACACCAAUGGAAAUGGUGUUGGUUGCAGCCAAUUGUGUCAUUGAGGGCGUCUGAAAUUGGGUUUGUAAGGGUACGGGGUGAUUAUAGUGUAAAAUACGGCUUUAAUCACUACUUCUUUUUUAUUUUUUAAAAAUUUUGAAUAGGAAAACAAUUACUGAUGCAGUAAAGUAAAAUAAGGCUUCUAUGUUGCUGUUUCUAACUUACAUUUCUCGUCGAGGCGUGGCAAAAAAGGCCAAGAAAAAGUGAGUAAAUUGAAUAAAACCAAAGCCAAUAGUGAUAACAUACAGCCAAUUCUCAUGUUGAAACUGAAAAAUGUUUUUCAUAUUAUUAAAUAAUAGACCUGAAAGGGGGUUUACCAUGUAUGGUUCGGUUUCGGGUCGAAUCUAAUUUGAAAGGGGUUCGGUUGGGGUGGCACAUGCCGGCCUGAGGGCAAAGGCCUAAAUUAAGGCUGUGGGUUGGGCCGCAACAUUAGUUUUAGUCCCGGCCUGGCUAUUUUAAAAUAUUAAAUAAGGUAGAGUAGGAUAAUGUAUGGUAGGGUAAGGUAAGGUAGGGUAGAGUAGGGUAAUAUAGAAUAGCGUACAUAACAAAAACUCACUGUUGAUCCAAGUUAAAGAAGAUAUAGAGCAAAUAAAUAAAGAACGUUAAAAAUCCGACUGUGCCUUGAGCUGCUGAAUUGUAGAACACUGCUUCAUGUUCAGUCAAGUUGAACAUCAUCAUAGCAAAAGCUGCUCCUAGGGCCUCCAAAUUUGUUCUUACGAAAACAUCAACAAAUCUAGUGAGGUCGCAUAUGAAAACGGCGAUUUUAUCGUAUUCUGGAAGGUUUAUUUCUUCUUCUGUCUCUACUUUUUUUUUUACUUUUUCUUCCUUUGAUUUUUCUUUUUCUAUUUUUUCUUUCUUUUCUUCAUUCUUUUCUACUUUUUUGUCUUCUUUUUUUGUUUCUACGCCUUUUACAUCUUCUUUUACUUCUACUUUCUCUUCUACAUAAUAUUCAUCAUUUUCUUCAUAAUCACUAGACUUUUCUUUCUUUUGAUCAUCAUUACUUCCAGGUACAUUAGCUCUAGUCAUAGUAACAAUACCCACAUAAGUCUCGACGAAUUCCCAUUUUAACAAAGCCAUACCUACCAUAUUAAUAAUGCAGGCUAGGUAGGCGGGAGCUGUAUAUAAAUUGAGUCUCAUAGAAUUAGAGAAUAAAGGGAAUCCAGGGUAGCCUAGCGGGGUGAAGAUUAGUUGGAACACUAAAAAAUAUUUGGUAUCAAUUGAAGAAAAGGCAUAGCGUUGCUCUACCCCUACCCCUACCCCUACCCCUAACCCUACCCCUAUCUCUACCACUACUCCCAUCCCGUACUACUAUUCCUACCAUUUUAAAGCACCCUACCCACCCUCUUACCAGGUCCAAAAACCAUUCCCAAAGCCUGUCCACAAGUAACAAACGCAAUAGCAUGGCUUCUAUCUUUUAUCGUGGACGCAGUUGAAGCAUACGUUCUCAAUAACGCUACAUUACCACUGCCAAUGCCAGUAAUCAGCCUCCCAAACAAUAGUAAAUACCUAUUAGGCAACCCUAUCAAAGGCAUGGUAAUAUAAAGCGCAUUACCAAGUAACAUCAUAGUCAAGCCUAAAUAAAGAGGCGGAGUAACUCUUCUGAUUUUGUUACUCCAGUAGCCAAACAAUGGUGAGGCUACGAUCUGGCCUAUGCUGUAGGCUGAUACUAUAGCACCAAAGAAGGUCUCGGUUAUAUUUUUGUCUACUAUCUGCAUGUAGGGGUACAUGGAUGAUAGGUAUAGUGAGAAUUGGACAGCACUGAUAAAUGAUAGUAGGGAGGCGCUGUAGAUACUUGGCCAUUCUGUUUGGUGCUCUGUUAGGGUGUACGGUAGGUCUGUAGGGUCUUUUGUAGAGCUCGGUUGAGCCUUACAGAUCUUAUUGUUAGGGUAUGGUAGAUUAGAAUUUAAGGCAUGGUUAUAGGGUAGAUUUAGCGAGUUUUUAGAAUUUUUUGAAAUUGAAGAUGUAGGUAAUGAAUUGAGUGAUAAUUUAGUUUCAGUAGGUAUAGUAAUAUCAGUGAAAAUACUGUCAGUGGAGCCCGUUGAGAACGUUGGGGAUACGGAACGUUUUGUUUCUGCCGGUAGUGAAUUUGGAGGCAUUUUUAGGGCAAUAAAGUUAAUUUUGGCUAUGAAAUUUAGGUAAUAAAAUAGAAAUAAAAAUAAAAUUUAAAAAAAAUUUUUUGAAAAAUAUUAAAUUUUUUAAGUUUUACUUUUUGCUUAAAAAAGUUAAUACAAAAUAAAAUUUUAACUCUAGUAAAAAACUAGAACUAACUGAACGCCCAGUUACUACAAAAAGUAUGAAGAGCUAAUGACCACGCAAAGUUUGAUUAGCUAUUGAUUACUCUUUGCAUAUAGUCUUAACUUGACGCAUGCGCAAAUCCGUUCGUUUCGGACAAAAGAGUAUUAUACUAAACAAACAGUUGCAGGCUACGUCAAUAAACACUAGAUUAGGGUUAGAGCUGGGGCUAGGAUUAAGGUUCGAGUUAAGGGUAAGAGUAAGCUCUGGCUAAGGACAGGGGUGAAAAACGAGGAGGGUCGGCUUUGAGUUAAAUUUGAGUCUGAAAAGCCCAGCUCGUUUGCAUGUAUAAAAAUUAAGGCCUGAGGUAACAAUGAAAACGAGCCGGUCCUAAACCGUCCCGGGCUUGGAACGGACCCGUGUCUCAUAUCUGCUAGGAACUACACUUGGUUUGUAGGCUAAGGUUUGGAACAAAAACUAAAGCUAAAAAUUGAUCCAGUGAUAGAGCUAGAUUUAGAUCACAAUCUAGAACGUGGGCCAGGGCCUAGACUACUAAGAGCUUAGGCUAGGGCUUAAGCUAAGGUUUAGACUAAGGCUUAGCUAUAGGUUAAACCACGGCUUAGUUUAGAGAUUGAGCUACAGCUUAGUGUAGGGUUUUAUUUAAGGCUUGCGCUAUCGCUUAGGCUAGGCUAAGACUUUGAAUAGGGUUUUAGGAAUAGACUGGACUUAGAAUUUUAGCUAAAGAUAUGGCUUAAUCUUAGGCUAGGGCUGAAGCUCAAACUAACUUUAUCAUUUCAGGAACUGUCAAUAAAAAUCCAGCCAGGUCAAACAGCAGCGUUAGUAGGUCCGAGUGGUGCUGGGAAAUCUUCAAUAAUCGCUUUACUCGAACAUUUCUACAACGUAGCCGCAGGAUCGAUUAAAUUAGAUGGUAUACCAAUCAGUGAAUAUGCUCAUCGAUUUUACCAUCAGAAAGUGUCAUUGGUAUCUCAAGAGCCAGUUUUAUAUAGUGGUUCUGUUAGGGAAAACAUACUGUAUGGCUGUGAGGAUACGGUGAGUGAGGAAGAUAUGGUAGAGGCUACCAAGUUGGCUAAUGCUUACAACUUUAUCAUGGAAAUGGAACAUGGAUUUGAUACUUUGUGUGGUGAGAAGGGGGUUCAGAUGAGUGGUAAGUGGUUGCGAUACUCCCUACCUUUUCCCCUACCCCUACUAUUACCUCUACCACUACCCUUACCCCUACUCAUACCCCUACCCCUACCUCUACCCCUACUCCCACCCCUACUCCUACCCUUACUUCCUACCCAUACCUAUAUCUUGUAACCGUAUUUUAAAAUUCUCCCUUCAGGCGGUCAAAAGCAGCGUAUAGCGAUAGCCCGAGCCUUGGUUCGAAAACCGGCUGUCCUAAUCCUAGACGAAGCUACAUCAGCGUUAGAUUCAGAAUCCGAAUACAUUAUUCAACAAGCGUUGCAAAAGUGUUGCGUAGGGCGUACUGUAAUCGUCAUAGCACAUCGAUUAAGCACGGUAGAGAAGGCUGACAAGAUAUUUGUGGUGAACAAGGGGAAGGUGGUGCAAGAAGGUUGUCAUUUGAGCUUAAUGCAACAGGAAGGGCUAUAUCGACAGUUGGUACAGAGGCAGCUUCUUAAUGGUGCUGAAGAGUAG
Messenger RNA from Bursaphelenchus okinawaensis, 7495 nucleotides. Lineage: Eukaryota; Metazoa; Nematoda; Chromadorea; Rhabditida; Aphelenchoididae. The record is from the annotation of a GenBank genome assembly.